Molecule: messenger RNA, 2124 nt
Organism: Knipowitschia caucasica
Lineage: Eukaryota; Metazoa; Chordata; Actinopteri; Gobiiformes; Gobiidae
Source: the annotation of a GenBank genome assembly
AUGUACAGCACCGACUCUGGGAUCCAGUCCGGAGCCACUACUGUGCGCGAUGAUGACAAUUCAGACUACACCACCAGCAAACACUACACCAUGACCACCACCGUGACCAGCCAGGACCCCGGCGAGAUCGAUGCACAGUACGCUCUCACCAGGACCCAGAGAAUACGAGCGGCCAUGUUUCCCGAGACCCUGGAGGAGGGCACAAAGAUCCUGUCCACUCAGACCGACCCGUCCCAGAUGACCAACGUCCAGAGACUCGCCGAGCCCUCACAGAUGCUGAAGACCGCCAUCAUCCACCUCAUCAACUACCAAGACGACGCAGAGCUGGCCUCACGCGCUAUCCCUGAGCUCACAAAACUGCUCAACGAUGAAGACCAGGUUGUGGUCGGUAAAGCGGCCCAGAUUGUGAACCAGCUGACCCGUAAAGAGGCCUCUCGGCGCGCGCUGAUGCAGUCUCCACAGAUGGUGGCUGCCGUGGUGAGGGCUAUGCAGAACACCAGCGACAUGGAGACAGCUCGCGCCACGGCCAGCAUCCUCCACAACCUGUCCCACCAGAGAGAGGGCCUGCUGUCCAUCUUCAAGUCCGGCGGCAUCCCGGCUCUUGUGCGCAUGCUCAGCUCCCCCAUGGAGUCCGUGCUCUUCUACGCCAUCACCACACUGCACAACCUGCUGCUGCACCAGGAAGGAGCUAAGAUGGCCGUGCGAUUGGCCGACGGGCUGCAGAGGAUGGUGCCCCUUCUGAAGAAGAGCAACCCCAAAUUUCUGGCCAUCACCACAGACUGUCUGCAGCUGCUGUCCUACGGCAACCAGGAGAGCAAGCUCAUCAUCUUGGCCAAUGGAGGUCCCGAGGGUCUGGUCCACAUCAUGAGAACCUAUAACUACGAGAAGCUGCUGUGGACCACGAGCAGAGUCCUCAAAGUGCUGUCUGUUUGCCCCAGUAACAAACCCGCCAUAGUGGAGGCCGGUGGGAUGCAGGCCUUGGGGAAACACCUCACUGGUGGGACUCAACGUUUGCAGCAGAAUUGUCUGUGGACCCUCAGAAACCUUUCGGACGCCGCAACAAAACAGGAGGGCAUGGACAGUCUCCUGCAGACGCUGGUUGGCCUCCUCAGCUCCGAUGACAUCAACAUGCUGACCUGUGCCACCGGCAUCCUCUCCAACCUCACCUGCAACAACGCCUACAACAAGAGCCUGGUAACCCAGAGCAACGGUGUGGAGGCUCUGAUCCACGCCAUCCUGAGGGCCAGCGAGAAGGAGGACGUCACCGAGCCCGCUGUGUGCGCACUGCGUCACCUGACCUCCCGGCACCAGCAGGCUGAGCUGGCACAGAACGCAGUCCGCAGACACUACGGCAUCCCCGCCAUCGUCAAACUGCUCAACCAGCCCUACUACUGGCCCGUCAUCAAGGCAGCAGUUGGCUUGAUCCGUAACCUGGCCCUGUGCCAGGAGAACCAGGCCCCGCUCAGAGACUCUGGCGCGGUCCCUCGCCUGGUGAACCUGCUGCUCAAGGCCCACCAGGACGCCCAGAAGCACAACUCCUCCAGCGCACAGACCUAUCAGGAUGGAGUGAGAAUGGAGGAGAUUGUGGAGGGCUGCACUGGAGCUCUGCACAUUCUGGCCAGAGACCCAGUCAACAGGGCAGAGAUCGCCAACCUGCAGGCCAUCCCUCUGUUCGUCCAGCUGCUGUAUUCUCCAGAGGACAACGUGAAGCGGGUGGCGGCCGGCGUCCUGUGUGAACUGGCUCUGGACAAAACCUCGGCUGAGAUCAUCGACAGUGAAGGCGCCUCCGCUCCGCUCAUGGAGCUGCUGCACUCCAACAACGAGGGCAUCGCCACUUAUGCUGCUGCCGUGCUCUUCCGCAUCUCUGAAGACAAAAACUCUGAUUACAAGAAGCGCGUGUCUGUGGAGCUCACGCACUCGCUGUUCAAGCACGACCCCAGCGCCUGGGAGCAGGCUCACAACUCUGCUCCCAUGGAGGAACUGUAUCCAGACGAGAUGGAUGCAGGUUUCCAAGGUUACGGAUACCCCGGUGACAUUCCCAUGGACAGUAUGGACGGCAACAUGAUCCACAGGGGCUUUAAGUCCUUAAAGAGACCUGGAGGAAGAAAUCGUCCGACGAGCUGA